AUGAAAGAGAUCAUCGAACAAGAUCGGAUAUCAGAACUACCAGAACAUCUCAGAUGUGAAAUACUCAAUCACCUCUUCACUCAUGAAGCCGCAGCAACUACCAUCCUCUCGAGUUCAUGGAAGAAUUUGUGGUUAACCCUUCCACACUUAAGGUUAGCGGAGUCGUUCUUCGGCAAUUCUAUUAAACACAUCCCUAAGAUCUCGAAUGAACAACUUCUCAAUAGUGUCGAUCACCUACUUACUAGACGGUGUAAGUUCACAUUGGAAGAACUUACACUUCAUAUCCCAACAUUAGAUCUUAAUCUUAUGAUUUACGAUGUCCCAGAAUCACUUACUUGCAUGGUAAAUAACCUUCUUGUUCGUGUAGUUAAUGAAUUCCGAGUCAAAAAGCUUGAUUUUUCAAUUGGUGAAUCUAAUGACUAUUGCUCUGAACCCAAAUUUGAGGGUACACAUUUGCCUAUAUCCUUGGGUUCCUGGAAACAAGAUAAUGUUACUGAGUUGAAAUUGAGGGGAUGUAUGUUUACUUCUUUUGUCGAAACGAGGUGGUGUACUCUAAGGUGUCUAUCUUUGAGAUUUGUGACUAUAAAUCAGAGGGUACUUGAUAGUAUCACUAGUAACUGCUCUGUAUUAGAGUCCCUGAAAUUGGAAUUUAUCUGGGGUGAACAUGGAAUUGAAAUGGAUGUAUUACAUGCCUCUUGUCUCAAAAGACUUGUCACUCUAUGCAUUGUUGUGGCACAAAAGAAUCUUUUCAAGAAGAUUGAGUUAGAUAACCCCAAGCUGGAACACUUCGAAUUCGACGAACAAUCAGGAGAAGAUGGGUCCUGUGUCAUCCAUGAUCUAGCUUCUAGCAAGGGGUUGAUUGAAUUGAAUAUAGUCAAUGCCAUUAUAACCGUUGCACAGUUGCGUAGGAUCAUCAGUUCUUCUUAUUUCUCCAAGCUAAGGAAACUUUUUGUUAGUAGAUGUGAUACAAGUAAACAUGAUGAUGAAGCAGUGCAAUUCUUCAAUACUGCAAGAAUGUCUCGAAAUGUCAGAAUAAUAAUAUGUGGUGAAUUUGAGUAUUGA
Beta vulgaris subsp. vulgaris (sugar beet) is the source of this 1062-nucleotide messenger RNA. Its product is annotated as F-box protein At1g60400-like. The record is from RefSeq and is a predicted model, not a curated record. The coding region runs from base 1 to 1062 and encodes 353 amino acids. NCBI's taxonomy places the organism in Eukaryota, Viridiplantae, Streptophyta, Magnoliopsida, Caryophyllales, Amaranthaceae. The transcript has a single exon. Gene Ontology annotation, molecular function: protein binding.